This is a messenger RNA of Penicillium mononematosum, 1389 nucleotides long. RefSeq names its product putative MFS transporter. Gene Ontology annotation, molecular function: transmembrane transporter activity. The record is from RefSeq and is a predicted model, not a curated record. The coding region runs from base 1 to 1389 and encodes 462 amino acids. Gene Ontology annotation, cellular component: fungal-type vacuole membrane. NCBI's taxonomy places the organism in Eukaryota, Fungi, Ascomycota, Eurotiomycetes, Eurotiales, Aspergillaceae. Gene Ontology annotation, biological process: transmembrane transport. The transcript has 4 exons.
AUGGAGAAUCAAUCGCGGCCGGCGCGAUACAUGGCCCAUGUUUUCGAAGAGCUGGGCCUAACCACCAUGUGGCGGUCGUCGCUCGACGUGAAGCUUCUUUGCGCGCAACGCUUCGUCCGGCUCUUCGCGUACGGCGGCUCGACCUUGAUUUUGGCAUCGUAUCUAUCGGCCAUGGGGAUUUCAGAUGAUCGCAUUGGCUUGUUUAUGACUCUCACGCUGGUCGGAGAUGUGGUGAUUAGCUUCUUCCUCACUCUGUUUGCCGAUGCUAUGGGUCGCAAGGCGGUGUUGUCGCUCGGAUCAAUCCUUAUGGCUGGCAGCGGAGUCAUUUUCGCUCUUUUUGGAAAUUUCUGGAUUCUACUGGCCGCUGCAGUCUUCGGUGUCAUCAGUCCGAGUGGAAAUGAAAUUGGCCCGUUCCGUGCUGUGGAGGAAUCCACUCUGGCUCAUCUCACACCACAUGAGCUUUUGAGUGAUGUUUUUGCUUGGUAUUCCUUGAUUGGAAAUGCUGGCUCGGCUAUGGGAAUGCUUGUCUGUGGUUGGAUCAUUAAUUCUCUCGAGUCAAUCCACGGAUGGGCCUUCAUUCCCGCCUGUCGCAUCAUUUUCUUCGUCUAUGCCGGCGUUGGCGUCGUUAAGCUAAUCUUGAAUCUGGGCCUGAGUGGCAAAAUCGAGGUUCAGAAAGAGGAGCCACAGGAACAGAGCUCUGAAACCCGACCACUGCUGUCAGAACCUGUCGAACGGGAUGUCGAGCCGGCCACGAAGAAGGGGCUGUUUCCGUCUAUCGAGAAGGACCUGUGGUCUCUGGUUAUCCGUCUCUUCAUCCUUUUUGGAGUGGACUCAUUUGCGUCUGGAUUGGCUUCACUGUCCUGGAUGACCUACUUCUUCAAGGGCAAGUUCAAUCUGCCUUCAGGUGGACUCGGCACUAUGUUCUUCACUACGAACAUUAUCUCUGCGGCAUCCAUGCUUGUGGCCUCGUCCCUCGCCAAACGAAUUGGUAAUGUCAAGACUAUGGUAUUCACUCAUUUGCCGUCGGCGAUCUGUCUGGCUCUCAUCUCCGUCCCAUCUAGCCUGCCCCUGGCACUGACCUUCCUGAUUCUGCGAGCCUGCACCCAGAACAUGGAUGUGGCGCCUCGCUCCGCAUUCCUUGCUGCAGCUUUGCCGGCAGACAAGCGCACUGCUAUUAUGGGCGCGGUGAAUGUUGUGAAGACUACAGCCCAGAGCAUGGGUCCCCUGUUGACGGGUAUCUUAUCGAGCAAUGGCCAUUUCGGUGUGUCCUUCAUUAUUGCAGGAUGUUUGAAAGUGACCUACGAUCUUGGCAUGUUGUUUAGCUUUGCUGGAAAGGAGGCUGCUCGUAGGAAGCAGGCAGCUCAAGAUGCCGGCGAAGAGACAAGUUAG